This is a messenger RNA of Vespula pensylvanica (western yellowjacket), 3765 nucleotides long. It is a transcript of the gene Rab3GAP1, whose product is annotated as rab3 GTPase-activating protein catalytic subunit. The transcript is spliced from 15 exons. NCBI's taxonomy places the organism in Eukaryota, Metazoa, Arthropoda, Insecta, Hymenoptera, Vespidae. Bases 110 to 2878 code for a protein of 922 amino acids. Gene Ontology annotation, biological process: positive regulation of GTPase activity. Gene Ontology annotation, molecular function: GTPase activator activity. The record is from RefSeq and is a predicted model, not a curated record.
UUACGUGUACCGAUAAGUUCAAUAACGUUCUGUCACUUAACCUGUGCGUUUGUUAGUUUGAAUGGCUCGGAAUAAAUAUUACUUCGAGGCCUGAUUUCCAUCAACGAAAAUGAAUAACAUCGAAAUUGAAGAUUUUUAUCAUCACGACUUCACGACUGCUACAGAAUGGGAAGUUUUUAUUGCACGUUUGGAAGAAAUUAUGCACGAGUGGAAGAUGUCUGACAAAAGAAAUGGUUCACCUUUGAAAUCCGGCGAUUUUGUUAAUUCUCAAUGGAAAAACAAUACGGAGAAAGUUUAUUUUGCAGACAUUGAAUUUACAUUUAAGCACUUUAGACUUGUAAUAGAGAAUGAUGAAACUAUGAAAAGUUCGUUGGAAGAUGAGGAUGAUGAAAAAACUGAAUGUCAAAAGGAUAUAUUCAAUUCUUCUAAUGAUUUUGCUCGUAUAGAUCAAGAACAUUUAGAAAUAGCAUCUUAUUAUGGAAUCAGAGAGUUUCUUGUUUUAGUGCCAGGAAAAAGAAAUGCUAUAAUAGAUGAGACACGUAUGAAGAUUUUAUUAAGUUCUAUUACAAUUGCUGCUAAUAAUACAAAUUGCGAAGUACCCAUCUUUGUACAGGUACAAGAAUCAUGGCAAAAGAUGUAUCUUGGUACAAGCGUGGGUAGAGGCAGCUCCGUUAAUUUUGAGAUGGUACAUCUGAAAAAAAUACCACCUCAUUGCAAAUAUCUUACUGGUUUGCUUGCUGUAUUCAAACAAAAAAUCACAGAAGGCUGCGGAGUGAGGUUAGAUCCAGUAUUAGUUUCAGUGAGAUUUUCGUACUUAUUAAGAGAUUGGACAUGCAGUACUUGGACACAGCAACCUCCAGAUUUUGAUUUUAUGCAAGGAGAGACACUUGGAGUAGCAGAAUUAGGAAAGCUUCCAUUUGGAGCAACUUUCGAUCCUGUUGGGGAACUUCAUUUAUAUACCACAUGGCCGCAAAUGUCGGAGCACGUCGUAGUAGAUAGCGAAGGAUUCACUGAUUUAGAACCGCAGUUGGCACCAGAGUGGUCAGUUCAAGUGACGAUGGUACCGUCUCCAGCUUGUUUGCUUGGAGAUUAUUUAACAGAUUUUCUACAUUUGUGUAAUGAUCAGAGGGCUAUGGUUGAUUUGCUAGGUGAGAAUGCCAUGAUUCUCGCCGAUGAUGAGAACAAUUUGAGCGCUGCAUUUAAUAUAUUAAGCGAAUCAAGAAUUCCUACGAUUUCUUCAGUCAUUGGUAAAGGAAAUACAAAGAAACCAAAGAACGUGGAAGGUCCAAUUUCUGAAGAAAUAUUAUUGCCUAUAUUAUAUUUUCUCUUCCCUGAUACUGAAGAUAAUCCUAAAACACCGUACGGUGAUAUGAGCACGUAUUACGAGGAGGAACAAUGGAAAGGAGUAAAGACGUGUAUAAUUGACAGUCUAAUAUGGCGUCUUGCAGUUGUAGCCGCACAUUGCACACAUAAUCUAGGAGGAGCCACAGCAUUAGCUCAACUUUGGCACGAGUUCGUUCAGGAAAUUAGAUUUCGUAGAGAAUCGGAUAUUCGUAUACCAGGUAUUGCUCCUGGUUUCCCAGACUCUGUUAGAACCUGUUUGUUACAUCAAAAAUUACAGAUGAUGAAUUGUUGUAUUGAAAGAAAGAAAUCUAGAGAAGAUUCGAUAAAUAGAUCUCAGAGUGUAGAAUAUGAAGAUUUUGAAACAGAAUCAGAAGAAGAAGAAUUUUUUGAAUGUACAAGUGAAGUACAAGCAGAAAAUGUAGGAACAAAUGCCCAAAUAAAAGCGAAACAUUUGUUAUGGAACAAACCAGCUGGAAGAUUAGCAAAACAUCCUUCUUUAAGAUUAUUACAAACGGGAGAUCCUCUUUAUUUACCUGUAACGCAAGAACCUGUUCCAAAAACGGAAGACCAAUUGGAAGAAGACGCUGAAGUAAUGAUGCAGCUGGGAACCGACAAAUAUGCGUCGGAAAUGCGAGCUCGUAUGAUGAGCGCUUCGUUGCUUUCCGACAUGGAAUCUUUUAAGGCAGCAAAUCCAGGUGCAAUAUUAGAAGACUUUAUUAGAUGGUAUUCUCCUCGAGAUUGGAUAGAAGAUAAAGGAACCAAUGAUUGGGGUCAACCAAAUGGUCAUCUCUCACCAAGAAUGUUAAUUCCUGAGAAUGCAUGGUCAACGACUUGGGCAUCGGCGCAACCAGUACCAGCUCAUCGUCAAAAACGAUUAUUCGAUGAUACGAGAGAAGCUGAAAAAGUUCUUCAUUUUCUAAGCUCAAGAAGACUCGGUCAAGUCGCACGACUUCUUUUACCAUCCUUAACGCACGCUGCACUGUAUACUUUAAAUUUACAAAAGCAAGAGGCUCUACCAAAUUUGCCAGAUGUUGCACAGAGUAUAUUAAACAAAUUGCAAUACGUUACAAAACCACUACAUCAGAAAUUACAGCUUUACGAAGAGAUAACACGUGACAUCGAAGGUGUAGAAGCUUUAGUCGCACAGGUGAACUCUUUGCAAUUGAAAUUAGGUGGAAGUGACGAUUCUAAAGAAUUUACAUCAUUUUUGAUAGAAUUAAUGAGAGGAAAAGAAGUGUUUGUACCAGAUGGGCCAAGAGGGAACAUUGGCGCUCGUAUAAUGACAAUGUUCCGGGAUGCUCAGAAAGCCGUACAUAUGAUGACCUCUGUAGGUACGAGUCACGAAGCGGAUACAAAUGGAGAUAGUAAAUACAAAUCAUUCCCAGAACCAUCUUGGAAGGAAUUUAUAUUACGGGCAAUAACGCCAAGACCUUCAGUGGCUUCAACGUCGCAGCCACAAAGGAUGUAUGCGUGCCUUAAUCGAGAUUCCAUUCGUUUGGCUGGCUCAUUUUCUGAAGAUACUGUAUUUUUAUAGUUCAUAAUUGAGUCUUUUCCAGUUUUGGUUUUGCAAAAAGGAAACUUUGAACAACAUCAUCAAUUUCUUCCAAAGCUAAUUGAGCAUGUAGACGUAGAACUGGAUCUUUAUCAGUAUCUCUUAAAUGUUUUAAACUACGAUAUAAAAUAAGCAAAUCUUUGCUAAGAUCAGUUAAAACAUGCUUUCCUAGACCACGAAGUAAAAGAGUGAUGACUAGGACUGCUGCUCGACGACAUUCAAGUGCUUUGUCAGUUUCUAAGAUACAAUUAAUGCAGUAGAGUACCUAAAAAUUUGCAAAAAUUAUUUUCGAUUAUUUCACUUGAUUCAUAUAUUUUUAUAUUCCAAAAAUAAUAGAAUUUACUUUAUUUACAAAUAUCACCUCUAUGAUAAUAUUUCCAAGACGAAAACCUAAUACUUUACAAAGCUCUCCAAGACAAGAAAGACUUGAUGCACGUACUAAUGGAUCCGGAUCACGCGUAGCACAUAAAAAUCCAUUAAUAAGUAUAUUCUUAUGUGUCAAACUCAUUUCAUCUGCAAAAGAGUACAGUUACUAUUUUCGUUCAAGUCAUAUAAAAAGAUAUAUAGACAUUCUUACCUAAUCCUCUUGUUGUUUUUACUAGUAUUUCACCAAGUUUUAUUCUAUUUUCUAUAGAAAUAUCUCCACUUGUAAUUCUUUGAGGCAUAUCAAUAUACUCUUGAACUAAUGUUUCUAUUACUAUUUGAGGAUACGUUAUAGCCAAAGAACACAUACCAUUUAUUGCAGCAAGAUAAAUGAAAGAAUCUUCGUGUUUUAAAUUUUCCUAUAGCAUAAUGAGAAUGUAAGUACAUAUAUAUACUUAUUAUAGGACAUAAAAAAGACAAGAGAUAAUAAACUCACUUGAAAUAGA